Molecule: messenger RNA, 1748 nt
Organism: Diorhabda sublineata
Lineage: Eukaryota; Metazoa; Arthropoda; Insecta; Coleoptera; Chrysomelidae
Gene: Urm1
Product: ubiquitin-related modifier 1
Exons: 5
Coding region: 85-378 (97 amino acids)
Biological process (GO): protein urmylation; tRNA thio-modification
Cellular component (GO): nucleus; cytoplasm
Molecular function (GO): protein tag activity
Source: RefSeq, a predicted model, not a curated record
GAAGAAACGAAAUUUGACAUACCCACUUUAAAUGCGAGGUUAUAGAUUGUUUUAAGCAUUAUUUUUAAUCCUGAUUAAAAAAAAAUGGAAAUUACAUUAGAAUUUAGUGGAGGUGCCGAACUACUAUUCGGUAAUAAAAAAACUCAUAACGUUACAUUACCACAAAAAGAAAAUGACUGGUCGUUAGGAGAUUUAUUGAUUUGGAUAACAGAUAAUCUGUUAGUGGAAAAACCUGAAAUGUUUUUGCAAGAAAAAUCAGUGCGUCCGGGGAUUUUAGUUUUAAUUAACGAUAUAGAUUGGGAACUAAUGAAUACAGUAAACUACAAAAUUCAGGCGAAGGAUAAGAUACUAUUUAUAUCCACUUUACAUGGGGGAUAAAAUUCUAUUAUUUUCUUAUAAAAAAUUGUUCUACAUUAAAUAAUUUUUUUUAUUUUGUCAAAUUGUCAAAUUGUUUUUUCAACAAAAAUUAUACAAUUCUUUUUAUCAUCACUCAACUCGAUUUUUUAGCAUUUUUGACCAAUUUUGUUAGAAAUGAAUCAUUUUUAGUUUUUUUCUAUUUAAUAAUAUUUCAUAAAUUGUAGUUUAAAUGCACUGGGAAAACUAAUGUUUGGGAAUAAAAAAAUUAAUAAAUAUCAAACAAUGGGCACUUUAAAAAGUAACGAGGAUUGAAGAGAUACUUUGAAAGUACAUUUUACUUCAAUAAAGAAAAGAAUGCUUAGCAUCACACAAUUCGAUUUUUUAGCAUUUUUUAACAUACUUACAGUAAAUUACGAGGGUAGCUGCAAAAGUUUUCAAUUUACAUUGAAACAGAAAAAUACACAGGGCAUGGAAAAAAUGAUUUGAAGAUGUUUUUAUGUUGAAAAUUAUUCAUAUAGGCAGAUGGAUUUUGAUGAUAUAAAAAUAGAUGAAAUUCGAACUUUUUACAGCGCCUAAAAGGGUAUGUGGGGUCAAAAUGGUACUUUUUAAUGCCAUUUUAAUUCAAUUAAAAACUUUUAGCAUAUAACACUAUUUUUAGCAUUUUUCUACUAAUUGUAUUUAUAUUGAAUACUUUUUAUAUUUAUCCCUUUAAUCUUCAUUCUUCAUCCUCUAAAUUCAUUAUGUUGGUUAUCAUCAUUAUCAUGUUGUAGCAAUAUAUGAGGGGUUUUUAUAAUUUUCUGACUCAUUCUAUUAGAAUUAUGAAUCAAUUUUACUAUUUCUUAAAAAAAUUUCCAUUACUAGGGAUACUGGAAGAACAUAAAAACCACACAGGAAAAAUCAGAAAAAUAUUUCACUUCAACAGAUGAAUUUAACAAUGGAAUAAAUACAUCGAGUAACAAAAAAUGAGAAAAAAAAUGAAAACACGUUUUUAUUACAUAAAAUAGUUUUUCUUCAAUUUUCUUCAAAUUAUUAAGGAAAAAAGGAUCUAAAUUGUAUUAAAGGGGUAUUUGGAGAAGAUAAGAGGAUUAUCUUAUGAGAAUAAGGAAAAAAUUAAGUACAUAAUGAAGGAAAAACGAAAAGGAACUAAAAAAAUGAUGGAAAAAGUGAACAAAACAUGUUUUCAUUACAUUACGUUUUUUUUCCUAAUUCAAUAGGGAAAAAGGGUCUCAAUGAUAUUGCAGGUGUCAUUUCUCAACUGUCAAACGUUUACGAUAUGACAUAUCCUCAAAAAUACAGUGAAAAUUCUUUUUUGUGAACUGGUGACAUCUUGUUCAUAUUAAAUUAGUCUUAUUUUAAUUUUGUGUUGUCAUCCCUUAAAUGUCAAACAAUUU